This is a messenger RNA of Strigops habroptila (Kakapo), 2167 nucleotides long. It is a transcript of the gene RIMOC1, whose product is annotated as chromosome Z C5orf51 homolog. The coding region runs from base 68 to 976 and encodes 302 amino acids. Gene Ontology annotation, biological process: mitophagy. The transcript is spliced from 6 exons. NCBI's taxonomy places the organism in Eukaryota, Metazoa, Chordata, Aves, Psittaciformes, Psittacidae. The record is from RefSeq and is a predicted model, not a curated record.
CCUCCCCCCGCCCUAUCGGCCGCCGCCGCGGCAGGCCCGCCCUCCCUCCCGGUGCCGGGCGGCGGCGAUGGCGGCAGCGGGCGGUGCUGAGGCGGAGGAUGCGGUGUCCGCGCUGCGGCCGCGGCUGGCGGCGCUGGGCCGGCGGGUGGCGGCGCCGGGCCGGCGGGUGGCGGCGCCCGGGGGAGCGGGCGGCGACGAUACCUUCUUAGCAAAGGGCUCUGCUACUCUGGACAAAUUGAAGGACCUCUGUAACGAAGGGAAAGAACAUCCUUGCACGCUUUUGCACCUCUAUACACAGGCUGUUUUAGACAUUACAUUUUUUGAGGAGAAUCAGCUUGUGGAUGAAGAUUUUCCUGAAGAAUCCUCCUUGCAGAAAGUUAAAGAACUUACUUGUAUUCUUUCAGAUCCAGAAGUCCUAGUGAGAGAAUGCAACAUAAAUGAAGAACCCAUGAACAUCCUUGGUGCAGAGUUGUUAGAAUGUCUUUACUGGAGAAAAGGAGCACUGCUUUACAUGUAUUGUCAUACAGCAAAAGAAAGGAGUGAGUGGCUACGAGAAAACAUUGACAUAUUUAAGAAGUGUCUUAAUGAUGGAGUUCAUUACCUGAUGAAGAUGCUUAGCUUUAGAUGCCCUCUUCAGCUAAAUGAAGAUGUCUUACUUCAAGACACAGCUAGAUUACUCAGUGAAGGUAUAUUUAGUGACACUCACUUACUGGCAAUGAUGUACGGUGGAGAAAUGUGCUACUGGGGACUGCAACACUGUGGAGAAGGGAAGCAGGAAAGCCUUGAGACAACAGAUCCUGCCUCUAACAGUGACCUGGGCUGCAGAUCAAAGAGUGUGUCGCUGGAUUUCCGAGAAACGGGCAAAAACAUGUUACAGAAAUAUGUGGUUGCAUGCGAGGGACCUUUAAAAGGCCAAGGGUGGAACACAGCAGCUGCAAAACAAAUGUUGUGUUACCUCAUGAAACCCCACAACUAAAAUAGGCUGUGCUGGAAGAAACCUUAUGUCUGGAGAGCUCGCUUAGAGAGCUCUCUGCUUCAGUAUCUGACCAUCCUCCUAUAAAAACUUACACUUUUGUUGCAUUAAAAACGGGCAUUCAGAGAGCUCCCGGAAUACAGGUCCGUAUCAACUAUUCCUAAAGCAAAACCACAAACGACCGCAGUGAGCUGGCACACCCGGGUGACCGCCUGUCUCUCCGCCCCAGCGCCGGCGCGAUAGCUCCGAGGGGCGGUGGCAGAGGCAGUGGGGCUCGAUGCGAUGGCGGCUGGUGGAGCGGAGGAGCGGGGCGGGUUGGAGGCUGCCGUGCGGGGUCGUCUCCAUAUCCUUAGGGAACGAUGGAGGCGAAGGAACGCCGCGAACGUUAGCGCCGCGUUCGCGGGUCCUUCGCCUCCGUCGUUCCUGGAGGAGGCGGAGAAGGUGAGCGCCUUGCAGACACUGCCGGUGAGUGAGGCCCGUUCGGGGUUAGGGGGGAAAGCCUCUUGCAUCUUCACUGCUCACCUCUCGGGUUGUUAAACCGCUACUCUCGACGGUUUUCAGAUCGACGUGCAGCUGAACAUCAUGUCCUAUCUCUCGCCCCAAGAUUUGUGCCAUUUGGGAAGCACGAGUUGUUACUGGAGGGCUGCUGUGCAAGAUCCGUUGUUAUGGAGGUAUUUUCUCCUGAGGGAUCUCCCUUUUUGGACAUCUGUUGAUUGGAAAUCGCUCCCAGAUGUGGAGAUUUUUAAUAAAGCCUUUUCAGAGGUCAGCGAUAAUGCGCUGUAUGAUUACAUGGCAGUGUAAGUAUCUCCAUAUUCUCUUGCACAACUUACUACAGCAGUGAUAGCCUACAGGCAUGUUUUGUAUUUGCAGCAGUAACACUCUGUGCUCUAAGCCACCGCUUAAAUUUGUGAUAUGUCUCAAAUCCACUUUUUAAUUUGGAAAUACAGUUGCCUGGUUUUGUUUGACAGUUUGUUCAGCUCUGUUUGGAAUAAAACAAUGUAAAAUGUUGGAACAGUCAAAGCUAAUGUUACAAAAAAAUUAAAACCUUCUGUAAAAUGUUUACUAUACCACAGAAAUACAGUCCUGUCAGAAGCUGUGUGUACUGUUAAUCGUGGUAAAAAUGUGUUCUUCACUCUCAGUACAAUGACAUGAUUUCUUACUUUAAUAAAAGUACUAAGAAGUCUUAAAAUUACA